Vespa mandarinia (Asian giant hornet) is the source of this 2000-nucleotide messenger RNA. RefSeq lists its product as uncharacterized. NCBI's taxonomy places the organism in Eukaryota, Metazoa, Arthropoda, Insecta, Hymenoptera, Vespidae. The record is from RefSeq and is a predicted model, not a curated record.
GUAAAAUCAGACGGUAGUACAUGCCGAGCAAUCGUAGAAGACGGUAGACAGGUGGUGUGUGUUACUUGACUUGCAAAAAAGGUCGUCAAGUUAAACCGAACUCUCGUCGUGCGCGUGUAUGACGGUCUCGAUUUAGAGGGAAGCCGGGGGGGGGAAUAGGAAGGAGAAUAGGCUUAUUGUCAAUGUUGAGGAUAGUCAUGAGUUCAUGAUUUUCUUCGUUCGGACAAAAUUGAGACGAAGUAACGCGAAAUCGGGCAUCCUUAUGUUAACGAUUUAAAUAGAAGACAAUAAGAAGAAGAGAAAAAAAGAAAGAGAGCAAAGAACAAUAUUUAUAAAUAAUUAACGAUCGAAAGAAUAAUCAAGGUGAUAAAUUAAAUAAGGCAAAGAGAAAAAGAAAAAAAAAAGAAAAAAAAAAGAGAGGUUAGGAUAAGGAUAGAAAGGAACAAGUUGAACCGAUUAAUGUUGUGGACAUUGUUAUCAAAUGAUCGAGCAGUUUAAAGGAUGAUGAAAUUAAAUGGAAAAUGCAAUUUUAUUGUAGAAGAAUAAAAGAAGUCGAAAUUGAUACCGGCUGUGUUUGGGCUUUCGGACACGACGACAUAACUGUGUGUUCUCUCUCUCACUCUAUUUCUUUUUAUUUCUCUCUCUCUCUCUUUCUCUCUCUAUUUCUUUCAAUUUCUCUCUCUCUCUCUCUCUCUUAGUCAUUAUCAUAUUCUUCAAUCGUCAAUUAUUCUUGCCAUUAUCGUCGUCGUACAUUAAUAAAGUAAAGUAAAGAAAUUCGAAAGAAACAAAAAAAACCAAAAAAAAAAAAAAAAAAAAAGAAAAAGAAAAAAGAAGAAGAAGAAAAACAAAGGUAAUUCACCCUGAGUUCGAUCUGGUGUCAUUUCUCUGUCUGUCUGUCUCUCUGUCUGUUAGAGAGAGAGAGAGUGAGAGUGAGAGAAAGAGAGAGAGACAGACAGACAGACAGACUUUCGUAACGUAAGAAGGAGAGAAAAGAAAAGAAAAGAAAAGAAAAGAAAGGAAAAAAAAUAAAUAAAAAAGGAAAAUAAAAGAAGGAAAGAAAUAGAAAAAGAAAAGGAAAAAAAGACCAUUCGCAUGAUCGAGGAGCGUAAAGGAGAGAGAGAGAAAGAAGAAGAAGAAGAAGAAGAAAACAAAAAAAGGAAAAGAAAAACAUAAAGGAGGAAUCAUGGCUACGGUCUUUGAUAGUCCAUUUCUGUCGAAUCGACUGCGUCAAAUCGAGGAACGUUACGAGCCUAGCACAUUUGGCAGGUGCGAUUGCACGAGCUAUAGUUAUUUAUCGGUGAGUGUCGUUCUCUUCACGGUCGGAACGACUAUCACCGUAUUUGCUCUUGGCAAUGUCGCCGAGGGAUACGUAUUUUCCAAUUUGGGCCAUAUGUGGCUCAUAGGUCCGAUCUUUAUCUGUUCCGGACUGAUGGUUGCCGUUAAGUGUAUGCUAUAUCUCAGAAGAAAAUCCGUCAUACAGAUGAUCUUUCAUCAACGACAACUUUUCAGGCAUUUACAGGAACUGGCAGCAUCUCCGAGCGUUGGUACAAGCGGUAUGGGUACUCCUGGACCACCUUCUUACGAAGUUAUUACACAAGCUCAAGGAUCAAAUGAAUUGCCACCUCCUUCAUAUGCAGAAGCUGUUUCACUUUUACGACAAGCAGGAAUUAAUGAUACAAAAUUGGAUUGUGGAACUGUUUCGUGCAGUACCAUCAAUGUCGAUGAGAAUAUGCGUAGCAAACCUUGAGGUACGUUUUGAAUUCUCUAAGGGUAAUCGACUUGGCCUAUUUGAAGAUAUUAGCAAAGACGAGAGGACUUUAAUGUCUCUCAUUGCUGAAGAGUAUCUUGUAUUGGAUGGUUAUUCGUAUGAAACAAUUUGAUAUUGUUUCAAAUUUACUAGAAAGCAUUCUGAGAAUUAGAUCAGCAGAGAAGGGUAUAUUUGAAAUCCAAUUGGUUUUGGAUUUUUUUUUCCUUUUUCUUUUCCUUUUUUUUUUGUUUUU